CGGAAGUAUGGGGCUGAGCACCGGAAGUGCAGGGCGGGCGCGGGGACCUAGCGAAGGGCUGAGGACUUGGUCCGGGUCGGGGUCGGGGUCGGGGUCGGGGUCGGGUCGGGUCGGGUAGGCUCGGGUCGCGGCUCCGGGCUGCAGCCAUGAGGCGGGACGUGCGCAUCCUGUUACUGGGCGAGGCCCAGGUGGGGAAGACGUCGCUGAUCCUGUCCCUGGUGGGCGAGGAGUUCCCCGAGGAGGUCCCUUCCCGCGCGGAGGAGAUCACGAUCCCCGCGGACGUCACCCCGGAGAAGGUGCCCACCCACAUCGUGGACUACUCAGAAGCCGAGCAGACGGACGAGGAGCUGCGGGAGGAGAUCCACAAGGCGAACGUGGUGUGCAUGGUGUAUGACGUCUCUGAGGAGGCCACCAUUGAGAAGAUUCGAACUAAAUGGGUCCCGCUGGUGAAUGGGGGGAGCACGAGGGAGUCCAGGGUGCCCAUCAUCCUAGUGGGCAACAAGUCAGACCUGCGGCCGGGGAGCUCCAUGGAGGCCGUGCUUCCCAUCAUGAGCCAGUUUCCUGAGAUAGAGACUUGUGUGGAGUGUUCAGCCAAGAACCUGAGGAACAUCUCAGAGCUGUUUUACUAUGCCCAGAAGGCAGUCCUGCACCCCACAGCCCCCCUCUAUGACCCUGAGGCCAAGCAGUUGAGGCCCGCGUGCACCCAGGCCCUGACGCGCAUCUUCAGGCUCUCAGAUCAGGACCUGGACCAGGCACUCAGUGACGAGGAGCUCAACGCCUUCCAGAAAUCCUGUUUCGGGCACCCCUUGGCUCCGCAGGCCCUGGAGGACGUGAAGAUGGUGGUGUGCAAGCAUGUGGCUGGCGGUGUGUGGGACGGCCGGCUGACCCUGGAUGGUUUCCUCUUCCUGAACACGCUCUUCAUCCAGCGUGGCCGGCACGAGACUACGUGGACCAUCCUGAGGCACUUUGGCUACAGUGAUGCACUGGAGCUGACGGCCGACUACCUCUUUCCUCCGCUCCACGUGCCCCCCGGCUGCAGCACUGAGCUCAGCCACCUCGGCUACCAGUUUGUGCAGAGGGUGUUUGAGAAGCACGAUCAGGACCGCGACGGCGCCCUCUCGCCUGUGGAGCUGCAGAGCCUCUUCAGUGUGUUCCCGGCAGCCCCCUGGGGCCCUGAGCUUGCGCGCACGGUCCGCACGGAGGCCGACCGGCUGCCUCUGCACGGAUACCUCUGCCAGUGGACUCUGGUGACCUACCUGGACGUCCGGAGCUGCCUCGGGCAUCUGGGCUACCUGGGCUACCCCACCCUCUGCGAGCAAGACUCCCAGACCCGCGCCAUCACAGUCACCCGUGAGAAGACACUGGACCAGGAGAAGGGACAGACGCAGCGGAGUGUCCUCCUGUGCAAGGUGGUAGGGGCCCGUGGAGUGGGCAAGUCCGCCUUCCUGCAGGCCUUCCUCGGCCGCAGCCUGAGGCACCAGGACCCCAGGGAGGAGCCUCCCGGCUACACCAUCGACACGGUGCAGGUCAACGGGCAGGAGAAGUACCUGAUCUUGUGUGAGGUGGGCCCAGAGGGCCUGCUGGCCACGUCGCUGGACGCCGCCUGUGACGUCGCCUGCUUGAUGUUUGAUGGCAGUCACCCAGAGACCUUUGCACACUGUGCCAGCGUCUAUAAGCGACAUUACAUGGAUGGGCAGACGCCCUGCCUCUUCGUCUCCUCCAAGGCGGACCUGCCCGAAGGUGUCCUGCCGGCUGGUCUGUCGCCGGCCGAGUUCUGCCGCAAGCACCGGCUGCCUGCUCCGGUGCCAUUCUCCUGUGCCGGCCCAGCCGAGCCCAGCGCUGUCAUCUUCACCCAGCUUGCCACCAUGGCCGCCUUCCCACACUUGGUCUACACAGAGCUGCGUCCCUCCUCCUCCUUCUGGCUCCGGGGGCUGCUGGGGGUUGUCGGGGCUGCCGUGGCCGCUGUCCUCAGCUUCUCACUCUACAGGGUCCUGGUGAAGAGCCAGUGAGGGCCCUGACACCCAAGCCCCUCUCAACCUGGGUGUGGCUCUGCUGGGGCAGCACAGCUGGGUGCAGGCCAGGCCGCCGCGCUGGGAACACCCUUCUGCUGCCUUUCUGCUUCUAAAGGCAGGUCUGUGUCUGCAGCGGGGCCUCGUGCUGCCACACACUGCCCUGGCUCCUCUCCGACCCCCAGGGUUCCGCUGGGCCAUCGGAGCCAUGGCAGCUGAGCAGGAGUCCCGAGUGUCAGCCAUGCUGUCAGGCAUUGCCCACCUCGGGAGGACAUGUAUUGGGUUGGGGAGCACGGGUGUGGAAGCUGGUGACCCCACACCUGGAAUUCUCAGGGUUCUACCUGCUUUUCUGGUCCUGGGUGGCCAGUGGAUAUGAGGAGGGCUGGGAGGCGGAGCUGUGGGUAGGGUCUCCCCCCUCCCUCGUAUUUGGAGACGUCUCCAUGGUUGCAGCUACGGCAGAGGACAGGAGGUUGGGCUUCCCGAUUAAACUUCACUGUGUCUUUCCCAUAUCCCGGACCCCAGUCUCUGAAGACAACUUACCUUGAA
Messenger RNA from Callithrix jacchus (white-tufted-ear marmoset), 2555 nucleotides. RefSeq names its product ras homolog family member T2 (gene RHOT2). Gene Ontology annotation, cellular component: mitochondrial outer membrane. Gene Ontology annotation, biological process: mitochondrion organization; small GTPase-mediated signal transduction. NCBI's taxonomy places the organism in Eukaryota, Metazoa, Chordata, Mammalia, Primates, Cebidae. The record is from RefSeq and is a predicted model, not a curated record. Gene Ontology annotation, molecular function: calcium ion binding; GTPase activity; GTP binding.